GUAGACACAACAGAACUGUGCAGCGUAAUACACCAACAUACCCUCCAUUUGCUGAAAGGAAAACGGCAAAUCCACAUCAAAGAGAGAAAUAUUCUGUGUCCGGUUUGCCCUAUGAAAUUCAAAUAUGAGGCAGUGUUCAAGAUGAAUUUGAAAACACAUUCAGAUCAAAAGCCACACAACUGUGAGCAGUGUGGAAAGAAAUUCAAACGAGCUGAUUUGUUAACAACACACAAAAAAUAUCACAUGGAGGAGAAACCAUUUCCUUGUCCUGAAUGCUCGAAAACUUUCAAAGUGAAACAAGACAUGAAAAAACAUUUUAAGAUUCAUCUACCGCCAAAGUUUUUCUGUGGAAUUUGUGGAAAAUCUUUUGUUCAGAAGCACAAUUUGCGAAUUCACAUAAUAAAAGAUAGACAGAGAAUAUUGCCCAAAAGUAUAGGGCUGCUUGAUGAUUGGCUAAGGGCACUGCAGCUAAAGUACAUGUAGCAUGUUUUUAACAAAAAUUAGAGUCUAUUGAAAAAUAAAAAUUUAGAUGUCAUUUUUACAUAUUGAAAGAUUUUUAUGAUAUAGAAUUUAAGCAUACUUUUUACAGUUGUAAAUUGGCAUAUUUAGUAUCAAAUUAUCACAGAGGUUAAAGUAUAUUCCCUUAUUAAUGUCCCAAGGGACAUUACAUUUUACAAAAAGGUGGCAUUUAUUAAGGCCCUAUAAUGUUGGGGUUUUUUUACAUUUUUAAGUAAAUAUAAAUGCACCAUACAUCUGUUAUUCACUUAGGACCAUCACUUAAGACCUUAAUUAAAAUAUAAAUUUAAUUUUUUUUCGGAAAAUGGGGGGAUGGUGUUUAUCACUAUAUAUGAUUAGGAGAGGUCGGAUCUUUAGUUAGACAAUAUUGUAUGUCUUUGUCACUAAAGAAACAAACAUUUUCAUUUAAGGAAAGCUUCUUGAAAGUGAUGUGUUUGCUUAAAUUACCUGUGUAAGUCAGGAAAAUAGAAAAACAUCAACACAACCAUAUUUUUUGGCAAGUCCACCUUUCAGUCAACAAUAAUUUGGACACUAAAAACGUCCAUAGCUGUCAUGAUAGUUGAUACAUUCAUUUUCCUUUCCAGGGAUUAUAUCGCUAUGUUCAGAGGGUUGGGGCCUUUGGUAUUUUUGGCCAUGGGCCUUUUUGAUGAAAUGUCAGUAUCAUGGUCUAGAAUCUGUUUAUGAACUGCAAAGUAGUAAAUUAAAAUUAUAUAAACA
Mercenaria mercenaria is the source of this 1233-nucleotide messenger RNA. Its product is annotated as gastrula zinc finger protein XlCGF49.1-like. Lineage: Eukaryota; Metazoa; Mollusca; Bivalvia; Venerida; Veneridae. The coding region runs from base 112 to 483 and encodes 123 amino acids. The record is from RefSeq and is a predicted model, not a curated record. The transcript is spliced from 3 exons. Gene Ontology annotation, cellular component: nucleus. Gene Ontology annotation, biological process: regulation of transcription by RNA polymerase II. Gene Ontology annotation, molecular function: DNA-binding transcription factor activity, RNA polymerase II-specific; RNA polymerase II cis-regulatory region sequence-specific DNA binding.